This is a messenger RNA of Notechis scutatus (mainland tiger snake), 1084 nucleotides long. RefSeq names its product ST6 N-acetylgalactosaminide alpha-2,6-sialyltransferase 5 (gene ST6GALNAC5). Gene Ontology annotation, molecular function: alpha-N-acetylgalactosaminide alpha-2,6-sialyltransferase activity. Gene Ontology annotation, biological process: oligosaccharide metabolic process; ganglioside biosynthetic process. Lineage: Eukaryota; Metazoa; Chordata; Lepidosauria; Squamata; Elapidae. The record is from RefSeq and is a predicted model, not a curated record.
AUGAAGACGUUGAUGCGCCAUGGGCUGGCUGUGUCUUUAGCGCUCACCACCAUGUGCACGAGCUUGUUGCUUAUGUACGGCAGCAUCGGGAGCGGAGGCAGCGGUGGUGGCAGUGACGGUGCCGGUGGUGGCAGAUGGGCCUUAAAGGAACAAGUCCAGCAGCAGGUGGCGACGACGACCAGCCCCGUUCAGAAGCCGGUUAGCCAGCGGCCCUCGACUACAGCGUCCCGGCGACCCUUUUCCGGUCUGGCCGACCGUCUUUUGGAAGGCUACAUCAGCGUCCUGGAUCACAAGCCUUUGAAAAUGCAUUGCACCAGUUGUGCUCUAGUCACAAGCUCUGGACACCUUUUGCGAAGCCAUCAAGGAAAGAAGAUCGAUCAGACAGAGUGUGUAAUACGAAUGAAUGAUGCACCUACACGGGGAUUUGGAAAAGAUGUUGGAAACAAGACAACCUUGCGCGUUAUAGCUCAUUCCAGUAUCCAGAGAAUUUUGCGAAAUCGCAAUGAACUAUUAAAUAUGAGUCAUGGAACUGUAUUUAUCUUCUGGGGCCCAAGCAUGUACAUGAGAAGAGAUGGAAAGGGAUUAAUUUAUAAUAAUUUGCAACUGAUGAAUCAAAUACUACCUCAGUUAAAAGUAUAUAUGAUAUCUCGACACAAAAUGCUUCAUUUUGAUGACCUCUUCAAACAGGAAACUGGAAAAGACAGGAAGAUAUCCAACACUUGGUUAAGCACUGGAUGGUUUACAAUGAGUAUUGCAUUAGAACUGUGUGACAAAAUAGACGUCUACGGAAUGGUGCCACCAGAUUUCUGCAGGGAUUCUAAUCAUCCUUCAGUACCUUAUCAUUAUUAUGAACCACUGGGACCUGAUGAAUGUACAAUGUACAUUUCACAUGAACGGGGAAGGAAGGGAAGUCACCAUCGCUUUAUCACAGAGAAACGAGUCUUUGAGAAUUGGGCCCGGACUUUCGAUAUUCACUUUUUUCAACCAGACUGGAAACCAGAGGCACUUCCUGUCAAUCAUGCAAAGAUUAAACUAGUGUUCUGAGGAAAUAAUGCACAAGGGUGCAAUCACAAUCACUGACAGU